Messenger RNA from Saprolegnia diclina VS20, 2125 nucleotides. RefSeq lists its product as hypothetical. Gene Ontology annotation, cellular component: cytosol; outer membrane-bounded periplasmic space. NCBI's taxonomy places the organism in Eukaryota, Oomycota, Saprolegniomycetes, Saprolegniales, Saprolegniaceae. The record is from RefSeq and is a predicted model, not a curated record. The coding region runs from base 1 to 2058 and encodes 685 amino acids. Gene Ontology annotation, biological process: proteolysis. The transcript has a single exon. Gene Ontology annotation, molecular function: metalloendopeptidase activity; carboxypeptidase activity.
AUGGGUGUCGCCUCCAACCCGCUCCUCGCCGACUGGUCGUCGCAGCCCUUCUCGCUCCCGCCCUUUGAGGCCAUUGAAGCGAGCCACUUUGAACCUGCGCUCGCGAUCGCGCAAGUCGCGUUUCUCGACGAGCUCACGGCCAUCGUCGAGAACCCGGAUGCGCCAUCGUUUGCCAACACGGUAGUCGCGUACGAUCGAUCGGGCCGCCUCUUUUACAGAGUCCUCGCCGUCUUCCAGAACCUCUCGGCGUCGUGCUCGACGCCCGAACUCCAAGGCGUCCAGCGCCAGCUCGCUGCGCCCCUCGCGUCCUUCUUUUCUCAAACCACGAACUUUCCCGGCCUCUUUAAGCGCAUCGACGCCGUGUAUGAGGCCCGCGAUGCGUUUGGUGGCGAAGACCUCCGCCUCAUCGAGCGCAUUCACUUGGACUUUGUCCGGUCGGGCGCUCGCUUUGACACGACAAUGCAGGCGCGCUACACGGAGGUGGUCGAGGCUCUUGCGACACUCAUGACGACGUUCAACCAGAAUCUCUUGACGGACGAGUCGGACUAUACGAUCGAGCUCUCGGAGGCCGAGAUGGACGGCUGCACGCCCGACAUCAUGGCGUCUGCCAAGCAAAAUGCGACCGACCGUGAUUUGGGCGAUGACGUCUAUGUGGUGACGGUCGCCCGGUCGAUGGUCGAACCAUUCCUGUCGAGUGCCACCAACAGCGCCGCCCGCGAGAAGGUCUUCCGCGCCUUUACGUCCCGCGGCGAGCUCUCACCCGAGCGCGACAACAACCAAAUCGCGACGCAGAUCCUCAAGCUUCGCGUCGAGCAGGCCAAAGCCCACGGCUACAAGACGUUUGCCGACUACCAGACAAGCGACACGAUGGCCAAGACGCCGGAAGCAGUCAGCGAACUCCUCAACCGCGUCUGGGACCUCGCCAAGGUCGCGGCCAACCGCGAGCGCGAAGCUCUCGAAGAGUACGCGGCCACGAUCGGCGACAGCAGUGUCGUCGAGGCGUGGGACUGGCGCUACUACUCGGAGAAGGUCCGCCAGCUCCGGUAUGAUGUCGAUGAAGCGACGGUCAAGCCGUACUUUAGCCUCGACCGCAUGGUCGAAGCCGUCUUUGACGUGGCGUUCCACCUCUUUGGCCUGCGUUUUAUCUUGCGUGAAGACAUCAAGGCGUACCACCCGGACGUCAAGGUCUACGAGGUGCGCGAGACGACGGCCGAUGACGAAGACAAGCUCGUGGCGAUCUUCCUGCACGACAACUUUACUCGCAAGGGCAAGCGCAGUGGCGCGUGGAUGAGCGCGUUCCGUACGCAGAGCCGCAACGUCGACGAGGACGGCACCAACGUCAUUCCCGUCAUCAUCAACAACAACAACUUUGUCAAGGGCGAGCCGACGCUCCUGAGCUUCCGCAACUGCGUCACGCUCUUCCACGAGUUUGGCCACGGCUGCCACGGUAUGCUCUCGGACGUCACGUACAACCGCCUCGCUGGCACCGCCGUUGCACAGGACUUUGUCGAGCUCCCGUCCAAGCUCAUGGAACAUUGGGUCUCGGAGCGCCAAGUGCUACAGAAGCACGCGCGCCACUACGCGACGGACGAGCCGAUUCCCGACGAACUCCUCGACAAGAUGAUGGCAGCCGCGACCUUUGGCAAAGGCUUUGCGACGGCCGAGGGCGCUGUGUGUGCGCUCAUGGACCAGACGCUGCACCAGCUCGACGACGUCGACUCCCUCGACUUGGCCGCCUUUGAGGCGACGGAGCUCGCCAACCUCGAGAUGCCGCGCGGUAUCGUCAUGCGCCACCGGUUUUCGCAGUUUGCGCAUUUGUUUAGCGGCGAUGCGUAUGCGGCCGCCUACUACGUGUACCUCUGGGCCGAAGUCCUAGACUCGGACGCAUUUGACGCGUUCUUGGAGGCCGGCGACAUCUUUGAUGUCGCGACCGCCAAGCGCGUGCGCGAAACCAUCUACUCGACGGGCAACUCGGUGCACCCAAUGGACGCGUACCGGGCGUUCCGUGGCCGCCCGCCUGUGAUCGAACCCAUGCUCAAGAAGAAGGGACUGCUUUAGAUUUUGGCGCGUAAUCAGGUGGUGUAGCGUGAUUGGUCAAAAAGGUGUCCAUUGUGUCCAAUCUGAA